CCAGAACCUCAAAAGAGACGCAUCAUUUUCAUCACAAUGGCGUCCUCAACUUUUCUCAUCAUGAUCUUCGCGGCUGUGGCAUUGAUGUCCGGCGAUAGAGUUCAAGCAGCCGUGGACUGCUCGUCGUUGAUACUAAACAUGGCUGAUUGCUUGUCCUUUGUGACGAGUGGUAGUACGGUGGAGAAGCCGGAAGGGACAUGCUGCUCAGGGCUCAAGACUGUGGUUAGGUCAGGACCUGAGUGUCUAUGUGAGGCUUUCAAGAACAGUGCUUCUCUUGGUGUUACUCUUGAUCUCUCCAAAGCUGCUACUCUUCCCACUGUUUGUAAAGUUGCUGCUCCUCCUUCUGCUCGUUGUGGCCUUUCUGUCUCUGGAUCUCCUCCUGCUUCUGCCCCUGGUUUAUCUCCCACGGCCACAGCAGGUGCGCCGGAGUUGUCUAGUGGAGCAAAUGCGGUAACUCCAGUUCCGUCCCCGAGGGGUUCGGAUGCGUCCUUGCUCAGUGUUUCUGUCGUAUCUGUCAUCUUCAUGGCACUCAUCUCUUCCUGCUAUUGAGCCUUAUAAUUUAAUUGCGAUUGUUGAGUUCAUUUUAUUUAGUUUGGUGAUCAUACUUACCUUUCUUUGUUUUUUUUUUUGAAAAAGUCACAUUCACCUUUCAUGUGUCAAUUUUAUUGAGAUAUCUCUCUUAUUUUUAGCUAUUUAAUAUUAAUUUACAUUUUGAAUUGGAAAAAAUCAUUUAUAUAUAGUCUUCACCU
Camelina sativa (false flax) is the source of this 749-nucleotide messenger RNA. Its product is annotated as non-specific lipid transfer protein GPI-anchored 11. The record is from RefSeq and is a predicted model, not a curated record. Gene Ontology annotation, molecular function: lipid binding. Gene Ontology annotation, biological process: lipid transport. Lineage: Eukaryota; Viridiplantae; Streptophyta; Magnoliopsida; Brassicales; Brassicaceae.